This is a messenger RNA of Athalia rosae (coleseed sawfly), 5975 nucleotides long. It is a transcript of the gene siz, whose product is annotated as IQ motif and SEC7 domain-containing protein 1. The record is from RefSeq and is a predicted model, not a curated record. Lineage: Eukaryota; Metazoa; Arthropoda; Insecta; Hymenoptera; Athaliidae. The transcript has 8 exons. Gene Ontology annotation, molecular function: guanyl-nucleotide exchange factor activity. Gene Ontology annotation, biological process: regulation of ARF protein signal transduction; actin cytoskeleton organization. Bases 2195 to 5338 code for a protein of 1047 amino acids.
CAGGGCGGUGGCGGCGGCGACGUCGUAGUAAUGGCACUUUUCACUCCGCGGGAAACCCCGUCCUCUACUUACUUACUUGGUCUAGCAGUUUCUAUUCAAGGAUUACUGGGUCAAGCGGUUCUUAGCACGUCGAACGUGAACACAUACGGUUACACCGUGUAUAUAUACAUUACCUACGUGACUCCGGGGAACCCGCGUAGACCUUCUGGAAAAAGUUGAGCUCGAUCAAAAGUUCACGAGUCAACGAUAAUAUCCCGGCAAAAGUUGAAAGUUGAAAGUUUCACCAGCGUAUCUGAAACAAGGGACUUUCGGACACCGUGAAAUCAAUUUCCGAUACGCGUACCUCGAACCGGGAAAAGGAAGGUCAAAUGAAAAAUCGACUUCCACCUCCGAGUCGGAAAAUAAAAAUUCCACCCAUUUCUCCUCUGCUCUUCGAAAUUGUACAACAAACGAAAAACAGAUGAGAUCUUCGAAACUUCGAAAUAUUGUUCGGAGUAAAUUUCGAAAAAUGAAAUGAUGAGGAAAAAAGGAAAAACGGAAUCUUAAUUACAUUGUAGCGGGUGGCAGCAUCCGGCAAGGUCAGUCCAUCGACCGAAAGCCAAGCUUAGCGGGGCUUCGUGAUUUUUUUUUCUUUUACCCCCCACUCGAUCGAAUCGAUACCAGGUCAUUGUUGGUAGCGGUCGGUACACACCGGAUAAAAAAAGAUCCGACUCUACCUACGGAUUCGAACUCUUUAUCAAUUCAGGUCAAUGCUCAAAGAGAUUCGUUGUGGUUUUUUUUUUUCUUUCUUUUUUAUUUCUACUUCUUCUUUUUCUUUUUCAUUUUUAUUUCCUCCGCAGAGUCACCAGGUAUGCGAUCAAUUUUGAAUCCACUCGAAAUGUCGUUAAUUAAUUCGGAGGCACGGAACGGACGGAGGAGGAAUGUUAUUAAUUGUCGGUGAAAAUUCAAGUGGGCUAAUGUUGUGUAAGAAAGUUUCGUUCCGGUUUUUAGUUGAAAAAAAAAGAGGAAGAAAUAAAAAAAAGAAAAAAAAAGAAAAAGAAAAAAGGAAAAAACACGAAGAACGCGAGGUGCUUCGAUGUUAAAAGGAACGAAAAAUAGCACAACAAACAACACGCGGAGGGCUUAGUCUUAUAAAACUAAACGGAUGAUGUUAUUUAUAAACUCGCGGUGCCCCCGACCCCCUCCGCCCCCGGCACAGUUCCCACCCCCCCGUCGCGAAUUUUACACGCCAAGUUGAAGGACGUAUUUAAAUGAAUCCAGACAAUAGAUACGGAGGCAAGUUUUAUCGAUAGUGGGAGGUCAACUCCCCACCGAACUAGCCCGUUUGAUUGCCCCCCCAUAUCGCGGCCACCCGACACCCACCGUCUCCUCUCCCACAGACCCCACCGUCCGUCCGGUUGACCAAGUCGCCUCGCAAAACUCCGACUAAAACACCGCGCGGUAGUGUUGAGUUUGUUUGUGGGGACGACGGUGUCAUGCGGUGAUCUCUCGCGAUCCGGUGGUAUUAUUCGCUUAUACGGUUUUAAUUUCGAAAGUAAAUUGGCACCGGUUGACCCCAGUUAACAUACCUUGACUGGCCUUCAACUUAACUCGACCGUACUGACAACUGGAAAUCGUGCGAGUCGACCCAGUUUCACAUAUGAAACGUGUGACAACAACCUUACUCCAUUAAGCCGUGCGGAUAACCCGUGAGACGGCAACGAAAAUUACACGCGUGUAUACGUAUAUUUCGUCUUUGAAUUUCAAAAAAAAAGAAAAAAAAAAACUGGCACGAAUUCGCCACUAUCGGAAUUAUAUGUAUAUAAUGUCGCGUGGAACUGCAUGAGAAAACGGCGACAGAAGAAGUCCACUCGUCGUGUAAAACUCGCUCGACUACAUGUACACGUCAAUAAAAUAAAUAAAAAACAUCUCGGUCGUUCGGAUAAAUAAAUAUUCAUCAUCGCCGAUCCCCAGGGUAUACAGAAACAUCGGACUAAUUGUGUCGUCUGAUCGUUAAAAGGAGUGUGUGUACGAGUGAAGUUUUGCCAAAGAUAAAAAACAAAAAAACAAAAACAAAAAAAACAACAACAAAAAAAUAAAAAGUAAUCGAUAAAAUUGCGAUGGAUCCCUAAAAAUGUGCGAAGGGAAAAUUUCCUUCGAACAUUAUUGACCGUGGUGAAAAUAAAACAGUGGCGAUAUCAACGAACGUCUAACGAUGUUCGGUGCUUCUGUGGUCGAACAACGCGACAGAAGACCAACUGGAUGUGGUCAGAAUCAUCAUUAUCAUCAAAUGGUUCGCACGACGAAAGUUCACCAAAGUUCAAGAACCACCAGAGUAGUGACGGUUCAGGAGAGAGUCGUCAGGUCCAGACUUCAGCUGGGAUACUCGACGCCCACGGCCUUCAUGCAUCGUUUUCCGCAGAAAAUGGAGAGGCCGUCGCACAGCGCGAGUCUCGGGCAAGUUCACGGCGCGAGUUCCCACGGGAUGUACUCAACCGGAAGUCAGUCGGCGCUCUCCACUUCCUACAUCACGGGACAGUCGUACAUACAGGGCCAGAAUUACAUUCACACUUCCUACCCGACAACGACUGCCCAGGCUUUUCCGCACGGCGGCUACAAUUCGCAGCCCCAGAGCUACGGCGCCAUGGUUCAAGGUUACGGUGGCCAGCCGCAGUCCUCCUACCAGCAACCUCUUCACAAAAAGGGUAGCGUCAGGAACGGUGACGUCCUGAAACGCUGCAGACUUCAAAAUGCGUAUGAACUGUCCCAAGACCUGCUGGACAAGCAGAUCGAGAUGCUCGAGCGAAAAUACGGCGGCGUGAAAGCGAGGAACGCGGCGCUGACGAUACAGAGAGCGUUUCGGAGGUACACGCUGCUGAAGAAAUUCGCGGCGAUCACGGCGAUGGCCAAGGCCGAGAAGCGACUGAGCAGGAGGCUCCAGGAGACGUCGGAGAGGCCGGGAAGCGCGAUGGAAAACGAAAGGGUUACGAGCUACCACAGUCAGAUCUACAUACAGCAGCCGCAGGCGGCGAACAACCGGCCAAUGCCGAUCAGGAGCAUGUCGCUGAGGGAGCGAAGGAACGCCGACAAUUCGCAGUCGUCCCACAUACCGAGGAGUCAGAGCGGCCGUUGCGGCGAUGUUCAAAUCGGCGCGCAUCAGUCAACCGCCGGACACCACCAGAGCAAUCACAAUUUACACCAGAGCAAUCACAGCCUACAUCAGACGGGGAGGCACACGCCUUCGCUGGUGCCGAGCCCGUGCGGAAGACAUCAGCCGCCUCCCAGCCCCUGCUGGGACUCCAGUUCGCAGGGUAGCGGCUCCAGUAUCCAUUACUACAAUCCGCAGGAGACGUUGUGCGGUUUGAGGCAGGAAACGCCGCCGAGGGAUAUGCACAGAACGCCGUGCACGUCGCCUUCGACGCCGCAAAAUCUUCAGGCACCGCCUCCCCAGUCGUGGGGCAGCGUUUCGCAAAGCGGCGGUUCUUCGGCCGGCAGGGUGCGAAAUUCCGGUAAAAAAGUACCGCCGGAAGUACCGAAGAGAACUUCGUCGAUCACCUCGAGGUCGAUGGAGGGCAGGCACAACGGGCUUAGCAAGAGCGUCGAAAACGGAAGUCUCAGUUCCGUGCAAAGUUCCGGCAGCGAUUCGACCAAUUGCGAGAGUUCCGAAGGCGACGCUCACCGGGGUUCGCCGAUAUGGAAGCACAAGGGAAUCUCGAGUUCGCCGGAGCAUCAGGAGUGCGGACAUCCGAGCGACUCGGGCAGCGCGAUGACCAGCAUCAAGGAACUCAGCCAUUCCCACGCCAGCUCCGGAUACCAACUGCCGUUGAUGGAUCACACGGAAGCACCGCCGCAAACUAGUUACAAGGUGUCGGAGACCGUACGAAAACGUCAGUACAGAGUCGGUCUGAACCUAUUCAACAAGAAACCGGAGCGCGGCAUCAGCUAUCUCAUCAGGCGAGGGUUCCUGGAAAACAGUCCCCAAGGUGUAGCGAGGUUUCUCAUCAGCAGAAAAGGCUUGUCCAAGCAGAUGAUCGGCGAGUACCUCGGCAACCUUCAAAACUCCUUCAACAUGGCCGUCCUAGAGUGUUUCUCCCACGAGCUGGAUCUCUCCGGUAUGCAGGUGGACGUGGCGCUGCGCAAGUUCCAGGCUUACUUCCGUAUGCCCGGCGAGGCCCAGAAGAUCGAACGUCUCAUGGAAGUCUACAGUCAGAGGUACUGUCAAUGCAAUCCUGACGUGGUGGCGCGUCUCAGGUCGCCGGACACGGUCUUCGUGCUCGCCUUCGCCAUAAUAAUGCUGAACACGGACUUGCACACGCCGAAUCUCAAGCCGGAGCGCAGGAUGCGGCUGGACGAUUUCAUAAAAAAUUUGCGCGGCAUAGACGACUGCGGCGACAUAGACAGGGACAUACUGGUCGGCAUAUACGAGAGGGUCAAGGCUAACGAAUUCAAGCCGGGUUCCGACCACGUCACCCAAGUGAUGAAGGUACAGGCCACGAUCGUUGGGAAAAAACCGAACAUGGCACUGCCGCACAGAAGACUGGUCUGCUACUGCAGACUCUACGAGAUACCGGACAUCCACAAGAAGGAGAGACCCGGCGUACAUCAGAGGGAAGUAUUUCUCUUCAACGAUCUGCUGGUGGUCACGAAAAUUCUCAGUAAAAAGAAGAGCAGCGUCACCUACACCUUCAGACAGAGUUUUCCGCUGUGCGGAAUGGUCGUCACCUUGUUCGAAGUUGCACAUUAUCCUUACGGGAUAAGGUUAUCGCAGCGCGUCGACGGCAAAGUUUUGGUAACGUUCAACGCAAGGAACGAACACGACCGUUGCAAGUUCGCCGAGGACCUCAGAGAGUCGAUCAGCGAGAUGGACGAGAUGGAGACGCUGAGAAUCGAGACGGAACUCGAGCGGCAGAAGAGCAGCCGCGGCGCUCGGGGCAGCGCCGAGAAUCGCGACUCCGGUGUCGCGGACGUGGAAGUUUGCCCGUGUCCCGGAAGUUGCACGGAAAGACCGGAAACCGUCGACCUCGAUUCUCAGCUCAAGAGAUCCGCACUGAGCAACUCCCUGCUGGACAUUCACGAACAAUUCGCAGGUGAAAAGCCCCAACGUCGCGGAAGCGUUGGUUCGUUAGAUUCCGGUAUGUCCAUUUCGUUUCAAUCGACAUCGGCGAGUUCGAUGAGCCAGGGUGUUAAAAAUCCGAACGUCCAAGUCCACCACACGUCUCACCCGGGUUCGACCGUGCCGGGUGGUGCGAAGGGGCUGGCUCAGCAGCCGUCUUUUUUAGGAGGUCUUUUCGCUAAGCGGGAACGAAAACCAUCGAGGUCGGAAGAAUCCGGGCCGUACAGUCGUACGACGGAAGUGUAAAUGAAAGACGUAUUUUCGAUGUUCGAACGGAGAAUUUUAUCGCAAGCAGAAAGUCGAUCGAUCAACACCGAUUUCCCGGACGGUUUCGAUUCGUUCGACGUAACCUCCAAAACCAUGACAGAAAAAAAAAAAGAAAAUAGGACAAAAGUUUACAGAUGAUACCAAGCUAGAAGCCAUGACGAUUUUCAGUUUUCCGUUCCGUUGAUUCGAUUUUCGAUCGAGGAACAAAUUCCGUACUUUCUGCUCGCGAUAAAAUUCGUAAGAAAAAUUCGCUCUCAUGAUUGGGCAGGAUCCGAUCUGAGAACGCCAAUCAAGAUGUAUAAUAAAGGGUUUCCGAAACGAGAGAAUGAAAGAAAUGAUCGUCGACUAUUUAUGAGCAUGAAAAUUCGAAUCGAACGAAAACAAAAGAUAAAUUAUACAGUUAUCGAUGAUUCAUGGAAUUUGAUUACGUGCACGUAUAAUUAUUGUACAAUAAUAAUUAAUAAUGAUAGUAAUAAUGAGUAAUUCCGUUUAACCUAUAUAACGUCAAAUGACUGAAAUCGUUACGAAAUUAUUAUCCCGAAUUGUAAAUAUAAUUGAAUAAUGAAAUAAAUAUGUAACGAUUAAAAGAAGAAAAAAAAAAAAAAUUAAAAAAAAA